CAAGCCUUGCAAACAUUCUGCUGUGUGGUUGGCAGGAUUCUCAGGACAAGGGGUCUCAAGACAGCACCGCAGCUUCCAGCCCUUAGGAUGCUAGUGUGUGCGCUGAAGUGGGGAUUGGGGAGGAGCAGAGUGCUUUGGUUUUGCUUUUGCUUUGACCCUCAAGAGCAGGCUUUCCGGAUGAUGCCAUCCAGGAACUCCACUCCCAGUCCCUCGCAGCUCCCCAGACACCGGCAGAGAGCCCAGCGUCAAGGCGCGUCGCGCACCUUUUCCUUGGCUGCGGGCCUAGCUCGCUGCGGGAGCCCCCGGCGCAGCCUUCCAGGUUACCACGGCAACCGCGCGAGCCCGCAGCCCGCGGCGCGGCUGCGCUGCCCUCACCAGCACGGCUAAGGUGCGGCGGUGAGCGCCGACCGAGAGGCAGGGGCCCGGAUCUCCUCAUUUGGUCCACUCUGGACCUGUGGGACCCGACAGAGCUGGGGGAAGGGACAGGUGCGAAAGGCACGUAACCGCCGACGGGAUUCCCCUCCUGCUGGAGUGCCAGGUCCUGGGCUGUGUGCAGCCACAGCGGCUGCACCUGUGUACUGAGGCCGACCGACCUGCAGAAGCGGCAGGCAUUUGUCACCCAGAGGGAAGAUGCCGGUUUGAAGCCCUGCUUGGGUAUGGUGCAUUCCAGCAGAAGCUUGUGCCUUUAGCAGGGGAUGGAAUCCAGUUGAACACCUUCAGAGGCGCUCCAGGCUGAUUCAGUCCUUACCAAAUUAAUCACCCUCUGAGCCGUAGUCCCCUUUCUCAUCUGGAAAUGAACUACUGCUAACCAUCCUCACGAUUGUUCUGAGGCUGAAUGGCAUGACAGCUAUAGAAGUAAAUGUAAAACACGAUAUUAAUGUGACAGAGUCGGGUGGACCAGUAGCCAUCACCCUGCCCCCUCUGUGGGGAGGUGCUGAGAGUGGAUAAGCAUGGAAGAGAGGAAGCAUGAGACAAUGAACCAAGCUCAUGUUCUCUUUGACCGGUUUGUCCAAGCCACCACCUGCAAGGGAACUCUCAAGGCCUUCCAAGAGCUCUGUGACCACCUGGAACUGAAGCCCAAGGACUAUCGCUCCUUCUAUCACAGGCUCAAGUCCAAGCUUAACUACUGGAAAGCCAAAGCCCUCUGGGCAAAGCUGGACAAACGGGGCAGUCACAAGGACUACAAAAAGGGAAAGGCGUGUACUAACACCAAGUGUCUCAUCAUUGGAGCUGGCCCCUGUGGUCUACGGACAGCCAUUGACUUAUCUUUAUUGGGAGCCAAGGUGGUCGUUAUUGAGAAACGGGAUGCGUUCUCCCGCAACAAUGUCUUGCAUCUCUGGCCAUUCACCAUACAUGAUCUGCGAGGUCUGGGUGCCAAGAAGUUUUAUGGCAAAUUCUGUGCUGGAGCCAUCGACCAUAUCAGUAUCCGUCAGCUCCAACUAAUACUCUUGAAAGUAGCCUUGAUCCUAGGCAUUGAAAUACAUGUCAAUGUGGAAUUCCAAGGACUUGUGCAGCCUCCCGAGGAUCAAGAGAAUGAACGGAUAGGUUGGAGGGCACUGGUACACCCCAAAACUCAUCCUGUAUCAGAGUAUGAAUUUGAAGUGAUCAUCGGUGGGGAUGGCCGCAGGAACACCUUGGAAGGAUUUCGUCGGAAAGAGUUUCGUGGCAAACUGGCCAUUGCCAUUACUGCAAAUUUUAUUAACCGAAAUACAACAGCAGAAGCCAAAGUGGAAGAGAUCAGUGGUGUGGCUUUUAUAUUCAACCAGAAGUUUUUCCAGGAACUGAGAGAAGCUACAGGUAUUGAUUUGGAGAACAUCGUCUACUAUAAGGAUGACACACACUAUUUCGUAAUGACAGCCAAAAAACAGAGUUUACUGGAGAAAGGCGUGAUCUUGCAUGACUACGCUGAUACAGAGCUCUUGCUUUCCCGGGAGAACGUGGACCAAGAGGCUCUGUUGAACUACGCCAGGGAGGCAGCGGACUUCUCCACACAGCAGCAGCUGCCCUCUUUGGAUUUCGCCAUCAAUCACUACGGGCAGCCUGACGUGGCCAUGUUUGACUUCACUUGCAUGUAUGCCUCCGAGAAUGCUGCCUUGGUGCGGGAGCACAACGGACACCAGCUUCUAGUGGCUCUGGUUGGGGAUAGCCUCCUGGAGCCUUUCUGGCCAAUGGGAACAGGAAUAGCCCGGGGCUUUCUAGCUGCUAUGGACUCUGCCUGGAUGGUACGAAGUUGGUCUCUAGGAACAAGUCCCUUGGAAGUCCUGGCAGAGAGGGAAAGCAUCUACAGAUUACUGCCCCAGACCACCCCUGAGAAUGUGAGCAAAAACUUCAGCAAAUAUAGUAUCGACCCUGUUACUAGGUAUCCUAAUAUUAAUGUCAACUUCCUCCGACCAAGCCAGGUACGCCAUUUAUAUGACACUGGAGAAAUGAAAGAUAUUCAUCUGGAAAUGGAGAACCUGGUGAAUUCCCGAACCACUCCAAAGUUGACUCGCAAUGAAUCUGUAGCUCGUUCGAGCAAACUCUUGGGUUGGUGCCAAAGGCAGACAGAUGGCUACGCCGGAGUGAAUGUGACAGAUCUCACCAUGUCGUGGAAAAGUGGCUUGGCCCUGUGUGCCAUUAUCCAUAGGUAUCGCCCCGACCUGAUAGAUUUUGAUUCUUUGGAUGAGCAGAAUGUGGAGAAGAAUAACCAGCUGGCCUUCGAUAUUGCUGAGAAAGAACUGGGCAUCUCUCCCAUCAUGACAGGCAAAGAGAUGGCCUCCGUGGGGGAACCUGACAAGCUGUCCAUGGUGAUGUACCUGACUCAGUUCUACGAGAUGUUUCAGGACUCGCUCCCCGCCAGUGACACUUUGGACCUGAAUGCUGAGGAGAAAGCAGUCCUGAUAGCCAGCACCAAAUCCCCCAUCUCCUUCCUGAGCAAACUGGGGCAGACCAUCUCCCGUAAGCGUUCUCCCAAGGAUAAAAAGGAAAAGGACUUGGAUGGUGCUGGAAAGAGGAGAAAGACUAGUCAAUCAGAGGAGGAGGAAGCACCUCGGGGCUACAGAGGAGAAAGACCAACACUGGUGAGCACUCUGACAGACAGGAGGAUGGAUAUUGCCAUCGGGAACCAGAACAAAGUGAAGUACAUGGCAACCCAGCUGCUGGCCAAAUUCGAAGAGAAUGCACCCCCACAGUCCACGGGCAUAAAGAGACAGCCGACACAAGAGCGUGGGGUCAGCCAUCCAUCCUGCUGCCUGCCUGAGCAGGGCCGCCCUGCUCCCAUCCCCCAGUGGAAACAGCAACGGGAAAAGGAGCGUUCUCGGACCUGCCCCAAAAAAGUGAUCACCCUCACUCCUCCCCCUACUCCACCUCCCUGUCGGGCACGUGCCAGCCAGCAGACUUACAGGGAUCUUGAUGCUGACAACCGUGGCAAGCAGAGUCCCCGCCAUGAGAGGCCAGAGCCUGAACCUUCUCGUCGAUUCUUUGUCGACCAGUGGGAGCUUUCCCUUAGCCUUCGCUCCUCCAACCGCCCUGCCUCUCCCUCCUCUGACUCCCUCCGACAGAAGUAUAUAAAGAUGUACACAGGCGGAGUGAGCUCAUUGGCUGAGCAGAUAGCCAAUCAGCUUCAAAGGAAAGAGCAGCCCAAAACCCUUCUAGACAAGAAGGAACUGGGCUCCAUGAAGAAGGAGUUCCCACAGAACUUGGGAGGCAGUGACACGUGCUAUUUCUGCCAGAAGCGAGUCUACGUGAUGGAGAGGCUGAGUGCUGAAGGCAAGUUCUUCCACCGGAGCUGCUUCAAAUGCGAGUACUGCGCCACCACCUUGCGCCUCUCUGCCUAUGCCUAUGACAUCGAAGACGGUAAAUUCUACUGUAAACCACACUACUGUUACCGACUGUCUGGCUACGCCCAGAGGAAGAGACCGGCGGUGGCUCCUCUGUCUGCAAAGGAGGCCAAAGGACCACUGCAGGAUGGCCCCACUGCAGACACAAAUGGACGGGCCAGCACCACCACCAGCUUGGCUGAGAGAACCCCAGGUUCAAAUGUGAAUGGCCUGGAGGAGCCCAGCAUUGCCAAGCGGCUGAGGGGCACUCCUGAGCGGAUUGAGCUGGAGAACUACCGCCUGUCCGUGAGGCAGGCAGAGGAGUUGGAGGAGGUACCCGAGGAGACGCAGGCUGAGCACAACCUGAGCAGCGUGCUGGACAAGGGCACUGAAGAGGAUGUGGCCAGCAGCAGUUCUGAGUCUGAGAUGGAGGAGGAAGAAGAGGAGGAGGAAGAGCCUGGGCUGCCCCCCUCUGACCUGGGUGGCGUCCCCUGGAAGGAGGCUGUGAGGAUCCACGCUCUUCUGAAAGGAAAGAGUGAAGAGGAGCUUGAGGCCUCAAAGAGCUUUGAGCCUGGCAAUGAAGAAGAGGAGGACGAGGAGGAGGAAUAUGAAGAAGAGGAGGAGGAAGAAUAUGAUGAGGAAGAGGAAGAGUCCAGUGAAGAAGGGGAGUACUGCCCCUGGGACAGAGAACUCCUGCAAGGCCAGUGGCUCCAGCACCUCUCAAAGGAAGAAGAUACGGGUACACGUAAAGCCGGGAACCAGAGACUACAGCAGAUCAUAAAUCCAGCUGACCCCUUGGAGAUCCAGGCCGAUGUGCACUGGACACACAUUCGUGAGAAAGAGGAGGAAGAGAGAAUGGUGCCAACCUCUGACUCCUCUACUUCCAGAGUGCCUGACCUUCCCUCCAUACGCCGCGCAGCCGUGCAGGCCUGGCUGGAGACAGUGUCCGGAGUCCCACUGGAUGAGAAUGACCUGGAGGAAGAUGCGGACUCGGAGCCAGCAGAGAUAGAAGGGGAGGCUGCAGAGGAUGGGGACCCAGGGGACACUGGUGCUGAGCUGGAUGAUGAUCAGCACUGGUCUGACGACAUCCCAUCAGAUGCUGAGACGGAGCUUCGCUUGCGGCGCCAGGCCGAGAUAGAAGCAGAGCUGGAACUGAGGGUAUCAGAAAAUGAGGAGGAGCCCUCCUUGAUGAAGCCACAAGAGAGAGGUCCCUCCCAAGUCUCCAGCCCCAUCCGGUCCCCUCAGGAACAAGUUAUUCUGUUCACCCCUGUCCACAGCCCUGUGGCAGAGGGGCCCCAAGUCCCACCUGCCUCCACCGCCACCACAGUGCAAUCCCCCUGCGAGCGCCUUUUCCCUGAGCCUUCCCUCCCCAGAGAGAAGCCCAAAACUGAAUCCCCUACCGACCAGCCAAUUGUGCUCUCGCCCAUCCGAUCGCAGCCAGUGGCUCUGCCAGAAGCCAGGACACCUACCUCACGAGCUGGUGCUCAGCCCGUGUCACCCUUGGUUCCCCCCACACCCCCAUCCACCCAGCUCCCCAUUUGCUCCCAACCUCAGCCAUCCUCUGAAGCCACCAUCCCAUCCCCCACCCAGUCUCCCAUCCGCUUCCAGCCCGUUCCUGCCAAAACCUCCACCCCUCUGCCCACCUUCCCCGUGAAGAGCCCAGGUGACACCAGGGACAAGCUGGGCAGCCCUCUGACCGUGGACGAGGCCCUGAAACGGAAUGACCUGGUAGAAGAGUUUUGGAUGAAGAGCGCCGAGAUCCGCCGCAGCCUCGGACUCACGCCUGUGGAUCGGAGCAAGGGACCUGAGCCCAGCUUUCCCUCACCUGCCUUUAAGCCGGUGUCCCUGAAAGCCUAUUCUGUUGAGAAGUCCCCUCAGGAUGAGGGGCUUCAUCUUCUGAAACCUCCACCUGUUCCUAAGAGGCUAGGCCUGCCCAAGUCAGAUGGUGAGCAGCCCUCCCUGCUGACUCCCAAGUCACCAUCUGACCGAGAGUUGAGGAGCGGCCACGAGGAGCGCAGGGACCUGUCCAGCAGUUCGGGCCUGGGCCUCCAGGGCAGCUCCUCCAACAUGAAGACCCUGGGCAGCCAGAGCUUCAACACCUCCGACUCCACCAUGCUCACUCCACCCUCAAGCCCACCCCCGCCCCCACCCCCUGACGAGGAACCUGCCACUCUUCAGCUUCAGCGGAAGCCUUACCAGCAUAAGGAGGCAGAGCCCAAGGCCUCGGUCAUCCCACCACCUCCACCUGCCACAUUUGUGCGGCCCCCCCGAGAGCCCGCCCAGGCCCCCAGAGAAGAGGUGCGCAAGUCCUUCGCAGAGAGCGUGGAUGAGAUCCCCUUUGCUGAUGACGUGGAGGACACAUAUGAUGACAAGACGGAGGAGUCGAGUCUGCAGGAGAAGUUCUUCACCCCCCCGUCCUGCUGGACCCGCUCUGAGAAGACCCCUCAGCACCCUGGGACCAGGGAGAAUGGUCGGCUGCCUGCUCUGGAGAGUGGGGCCCUGCCUCAGAAGAGGGGCCUGCCCUUGGUCUCACCAGAAGCCAAGGAGCUGGCUGAGGAGCGCAUGAGAGCCAGGGAGAGGUCUGUGAAGAGCCAGGCACUGAGGGAUGCCAUGGCCAAGCAGCUGAGCAGGAUGCAGGAGAUGGAGACGGCUGUUGGGGCCUCCCGGUCCCGCAAAGCCCCCUCCACACCGUCCCAGGGCAAAGAACUCACGUCCAAGUCCCCCAGACGCCCAGCCCUCAGAGGCUCUGAGGAGCCAACCCUGAAGCACGAGGCCACCAGCGAGGAGGUCCUCUCCCCACCCUCAGACUCAGGGGGCCCUGAUGGCUCUGUAACCUCCUCUGAAGGCUCCAGUGGGAAGAGCAAAAAGAGGUCGUCCCUCUUCUCGCCCCGCAGAAACAAGAAAGAGAAGAAGUCCAAAGGUGAGGGCCGGCCGCCAGAGAAACCUGGCCCCAGCCUGCUGGAGGAGGCGGCUGCCAAGCCCAAGUCUCUGUGGAAGUCUGUCUUCUCUGGGUAUAAGAAGGACAAGAAGAAGAAAAGUGAUGAUAAGUCCUGCUCCAGCACCCCUUCCAGUGGCGCCACUGGGGCGUCUGGGAAGCACAGGAUGUCUCCCAUCGUGAGAGCAGAGCUACAGCUCAGGCGCCAGCUGAGUUUCUCAGAGGACUCUGAUCUCUCCAGUGACGACAUCCUUGAGAAGUCCUCCCAGAAGUCCAAGAGAGAGUCGAUUUAUGUGCCACACGCCUUGGCGUUCAAGAGAUCAUUUUCAGCAAAGCCCAGAACCUACACAGAGGAAGAACUGAAUGCCAAGCUGACCCGGCGUGUGCAAAAGGCAGCCCGCAGACAGGCCAAGCAAGAAGAACUUAAGCGACUGCACCGAGCCCAGAUUAUCCAGCGGCAGCUGGAGCAGGUGGAGGAGAAGCAGAGGCAGCUGGAGGAGCGAGGGGUUGCCGUGGAGAAGGCGUUGCGGGGUGAAGCAGUUGAGCCCAGUGGCGGGACUCCACGGCGUAGACCUCUCUCCUUCUGCCCUUGCUGUGUCCAGGAAGGCAUGGGCAAGAAGGAUGACCCCAAGCUGAUGCAAGAGUGGUUCAAGUUGGUGCAAGAGAAAAACGCCAUGGUGCGCUAUGAGUCGGAGCUGAUGAUUUUUGCCCGGGAGCUGGAGCUGGAAGACCGACAGAGCCGCCUGCAGCAAGAGCUCCGGGAGCGAAUGGCUGUGGAAGAUCACCUGAAGACUGAGGAGGAGUUGGCAGAGGAGAAGAAGAUCUUGAAUGAGAUGCUGGAUGUGGUGGAACAGAGAGACUCUCUGGUGGCCCUGCUGGAGGAGCAGAGACUCCGGGAGAAAGAGGAAGACAAGGACCUGGAGGCCGCCAUGCUGUCAAAGGGCUUCAGCCUCAACUGGUCCUGAGCCCCGGGAGCUCGCUCCUUGGUCUGUCGGCAUCUGCCUGCCUGAGCUGCGUUCUCCCAGCCUCCUGGAUCCCUGGUCUGGGAAUGCCUGGCAGCUCGUGGGAGCCUGCACUCAUGCCCACGUGCCUCCUGAAAAUGGGGUCAGGUUCCGUGUGAUGGGGAGACACCAGGCAACAGGCUCCCAGGCCUCCUCGGGAGAUGCUCAGCUGGACUCCCCACUGGAGACGAGAGAAAGGAGCCUGUGCGUUGGAUGCAGGACUGGGGGAAGCCGCGCGGGCCCUGAGAACACGCCACCAGUGCCUGCCCUUCUGCAUACGGUAAGAGAAGGAUGCUGCUUCCUUGUGAAGCUGCAGCGGCCCCACCAAGUGCCCUCUACAGGGUGGAAGGGGCACUUGUCUUCUUCAUGCUCCUGGUAGCACCACCAAAGAAGUAAAUAAGAAGGCCCACCAAGAUCAAAGCGAAUGGAGACCUGAGAGAGGAGCAAUGGCCAGUUAGGGCAAUGCCCACCCCAGCCCCACAGGGGAAGCAGAGGGGCAGGCAGGCCCUGGAGUCCAUUAUGCAAGUUAGGAGGAUGCAAGAUGGGUCUGUCCCCAGCCCCCACACCACACACUGGACCCCAAGUGGCCAAAUGCCCCAGGCUUCUCUUGGCUGCUGCCUGAGGCCUGUGGAUUGCUGCAUUAUGCUUAUAGUUCACAACCAUUUCUGACACUGGAAAGUACUGACUUUGGGGGACCGAGUUCAAGCCCCCCUCUGACAGACAGGCAUUGUCCCUGUCCAGUGCUUCACGCUGGGGGCAGGAGAUCACCUUUGUCCUCAGCGUUUUUCCUGUGUUUGCACAUUGAAAUGAAGCUGACGACCUAGCAAGACGCUCAGCCACUUUGGACCUUUUUUUGUCAAUUAACUUAUUUUUUUUCACAUUCCAAUAAAUUUAUUCUGUAAAAACAGUA
Molecule: messenger RNA, 8643 nt
Organism: Oryctolagus cuniculus (rabbit)
Lineage: Eukaryota; Metazoa; Chordata; Mammalia; Lagomorpha; Leporidae
Source: RefSeq, a predicted model, not a curated record